This is a messenger RNA of Dermacentor andersoni, 2320 nucleotides long. RefSeq lists its product as uncharacterized. The record is from RefSeq and is a predicted model, not a curated record. NCBI's taxonomy places the organism in Eukaryota, Metazoa, Arthropoda, Arachnida, Ixodida, Ixodidae.
GGCUUUGCCACUGCGCAGGCCACUAAUCCGUUCGUCUUCGUAAUGCAGGUGCUCGGACCAUUCAUCGCGUGUCUUUUCCUUCCUGGACUGGCGACUACGCCACUGACCGCACCUUCAUAUUUACCAAUCCAUCUCAGCGUGGAUGUAUCAGGCGCUCGUCAACGAGCCACUGCCAUCGCUUCACCCGUCUUUGGAACGACACACUCGUCCUUGGAUUAUCUGCCCCUCGCCACAGAAUGGGAAGCCCCAUCGCAUCCAACAUCACUACUAGGGCCAGCUAUAAAACAGGAGCAGCCACCAGUGGCACUUUGUGGGCUUGGCGGCUUUGCCACUGCGCAGGCCACUAAUCCGUUCGUCUUCGUAAUGCAGGUGCUCGGACCAUUCAUCGCGUGUCUUUUCCUUCCUGGACUGGCGACUACGCCACUGACCGCACCUUCAUAUUUACCAAUCCAUCUCAGCGUGGAUGUAUCAGGCGCUCGUCAACGAGCCACUGCCAUCGCUUCACCCGUCUUUGGAACGACACACUCGUCCUUGGAUUAUCUGCCCCUCGCCACAGAAUGGGAAGCCCCAUCGCAUCCAACAUCACUACUAGGGCCAGCUAUAAAACAGGAGCAGCCACCAGUGGCACUUUGUGGGCUUGGCGGCUUUGCCACUGCGCAGGCCACUAAUCCGUUCGUCUUCGUAAUGCAGGUUGGUGAACGUUUCAGCCUCUUUGCCAAAAAGUCUAACAACUACUUCUUAGUACAGCUGCCAAGCCCACAGUGCCUUAAUGCUGUUCUUGCUGAUUGUUUUCAUGUCGUUUUUUCGCUGUUACUCCUACUUUCCGGUGAUAUAGAAACUAACCCCGGUCCGGAUACUGCAGCUAUCCUCGCAGAGCUAAAGAAGAUAUCUACUGGCCAGUCCAAGCUUAUUUCUGAAGUUCAAGAUCUAAAAUCUCAGUUAUUAGCGACAGACAGAAAUGUAUCUGACCUAGGCAAACGUAUGACCGAACUUGAGAGCCAUUACGAAAGCCUUGUAACACUUAAAACAGACACAGAAGUUCUCCGCGCCGACGCAACUAAAGCUACUUGCUUAAUUUCAAAACUAGAGGCACGUUUUGACGAUGCGGAAAACCGAACGCGACGGAACAACUUGGUUUUCUACGGACUCCCUGAAACUACACCUGAAUCGUACGCACAAUCAGAACAACUUAUCAUUAAACAUUGCCGCGAGCAUUUAGAUGUACACAUCGACACAAAAGAGAUAGAGCGCGCCCAUCGUCUCGGACGUCAUUCGAACGACAAACCCCGUCCAAUAAUAACAAAAUUCACAUUUUUCAAUACAAAAGAAACUGUCCUGUCGAGCGCCCGGAAACUAAAAGGUACCAAUUAUAGUAUUGGCGAAGAUUUUUCUCGUGCAGUUCGAAUUGCUCGCAGCCAGCUCGUUGCAUUUGCCAGAAAGCAAUCUGCCCCAUUUAAUCUGCGCUACAAAACCCUGCACAUCGGACAGAAGCGCUACGUGUUUGAUAGCGUAUCUGAAACUGUAAGAGAAGUGUUAUAGCAAUCGUCCGCCCGGAAAAAUGUGAUUACCCGCCCCCAAACCAUGCCAAGAAAUAAUAUUUCAUUGUCUGUCAUAUUCACAAAUAUUCGCAGUUUCCUACCUAAGCGUGAACUCGUGUCUAACAUCAUGAUUUCUUCAAACAGCAGCAUACUUAUACUAACCGAAACGUGGCUUACCCCUGAUGUCACUGAUACAGAAGUACUUGCCGACUUGGCAGGUUUCCAAGUUUUCAGAAAUGACCGCAGAUGCACUCGAGGGGGCGGUGUCCUGAUUGCUGUGGGCCCUAAUUUAUCGUGCACACCAUUAGACAUCGUCUCUGAUUUAGAAAUGUUAUGGUUAAUUUUUCGCUCAUCGGCGCAAUCCGUUUUGCUUGGUGUUUGCUACAGGGCUCCGCAUACUUCACCUAACUUUGCAAGUGAGCUGAACAAUAUUCUGAUUGAUCUCGGUACUGCACAUCCAAAUUCACAUAUAUUGCUAUUCGGUGAUUUCAAUUAUCCCGGUAUCGACUGGCAGAAACUAGCUCCCUCAGGUGCGAACCACAGAGAAUUAAAGGAUUUUAUAGAAUUAUGUCUGAAUGCCAAUCUCACUCAGUUGGUAAGGGAACCAACGCGUGUUGCUGGCGUCAGUGCUAAUAUCUUGGAUCUUAUACUAACUACGAAUCCAGAGAGCUUAUCACAUAUAACUUACCUGCAAGAAAUUAGUGAUCACAAGGUUAUCCACGCCGAAUUUUCGUUCUGCCUUGAACGGCGCGAAAAACGUAAGAAAACAAUCCUUCUAUAUG